Molecule: messenger RNA, 938 nt
Organism: Sorghum bicolor (sorghum)
Lineage: Eukaryota; Viridiplantae; Streptophyta; Magnoliopsida; Poales; Poaceae
Exons: 5
Coding region: 133-936 (267 amino acids)
Source: RefSeq, a predicted model, not a curated record
AGCUAUUUUCCAAAUGAUGUGCUGCGUGAUAUCGGGUCAAAAUCUUCAUGUUCAGAAGAAGUGAGAAGUGAUAUAGAGUGUCCAACUGGAUCUGUUCCAAUUCUCAGAAGCAACCGAAGCUUUAGAAGUACAAUGCCAUUAAGAGCACUGGUGGGGUCCGGUCCCGAUUAUGAUCCUAAUAGUACUAUCCGACUUGCCAUGGUCUCGACAGGACGUCAUUCAGAUCCAAUCUAUGGUUCCGAAGCGGAAUUCUCAGUCUACGAGCCCAGUGUUGGUGAGGGACAAUCACCAAGGUUUAGUUCAGCAUUCCUUGCAGUACAAAAUGGAGCUCCGCCAACCUACAGUAUGAUAAUGGUGGGAUGGGAUGUUAAUCCGCAGUAUUAUGGCGAUGAUCGUGCCCAUUUUGAAAUUGUGUGGGUUGACAAGGGCACUGCAUGCGCAAAUCUUGGCUGUCGUGGCUUUGUGCAACAAAGCAAACAGGUAUUCCCUGGAUUGAAAAUAACCCCUGUUUCAACAGUAGGUGGACAGCAAAGCUACCUACAUCUGAAGGUUUUCAAGGACCAAAAAACUGGGAAUUGGUGGUUGAUAUAUGGCGAUGGCCACCACCCAGUAGGCUACUGGCCAAAGGAACUCUUCACGUACAUGGCUGAUGCCGCGGACGCCGUCAGCUGGUUUGGCAUGGUGGCGGCGGCGCGUGGCGAGCCGACGCCUCCCAUGGGCAGUGGCCAGUCACCUGACCAAGGAGAAGGCAAAGCUGCGUACUUCGAAAAUAUCAGAGUUGUCGAUGCGAGCCAUAACCUUGUGGUUCCUAGCCUCGGUGGCUGCCAAACGCAUGUAACCGUGCCAAGCUGCUACGCGUUAGGCCACUUCAGAAAUUCUGAUGAUGGUUCGGGUCUUCGUUUCCUCUACGGUGGAGGAGGUUGCCAUCCGGAGUGAUG